GCUGACUCUUUAAUUAGAAAUGGUAACCUUGAGAUAGAUGUUAGUGUUUUGCUUAUUGCUCGUUGCUACUAACGGGCCUUGAGCAUCGAUUGUUUUUACGAACGGAAUUUGACCGCCGGGUUUCUAUGGUGGUAUUGAGAUGAAUUGCUUCAAACUUGCAUCUAAUUACAAGACAUGGCUUGCCUACCUGAGUAGGGGGGUAGGCAGUAAUGAUAUUAAUGCAUUGCCCUUAUUAUCCCAUUCCUCGCGGCGCAGCAGCAACUAUCACUUAUUAUUUGUGUAGCCGUCUUCCCCAUCUUUUCAUUGGGUACUUUCAGUCUGCUAUUGUGUCGUUUUGUCGUUUUUCUUCUUGGUAAAUCCCCGUUCUGCAAAAAAAUUGUGCAAACAUAGAACAAUCAUGGUUAAGGGCACUGUCAUAGUGACCGGCACUGGUGGUGGUAUUGGUAGCUCUAUCGUCUCACACAUUCAAAUGUCGCCUGACCUUGCUCCAUACCAUGGCAUCUACACAGUGCGCAAUCUGUCAUCUCAUCCCGUGCAUCUCUCUGCCCCCCGCGCCAGUACUUCGGUGCACUCUUUCGAAACGAUAUCGUUAGAGCUAUCGAACCUUGCUAGCAUCCGUGAGUUCGCGGUUACAAUCAAUGCACGAGUUGCAGCUGGCGAAAUCCCACCCAUCCGCGCCCUCAUUUUAAAUGCUGGAUACCAAGAGCUCGAUGCACAGCGAUCAACCGAUGACGGGUUUGUUCUAACAUUCGUUGUCAACUACUUGGGCCAUUGGUUGUUGGUUCUAUUGUUACUGCAGAGCAUGGAUCGUGAUAUGGGCAGGAUCGUGGUACUUGGAAGCAAGGCACAUGAUCCCCUUUUGAAGCAAAAUGACCGACCUUUUAAGGACGAGAAGUGGAAGACUAUAUUCGAUGAUAGCACCGAUCCUAUUGCCAAAGGUACUUGGAGUACAUUUGCGGAGGAUCCAUCAUGGAUGAGUGGUAUGCGGAGAUAUGGUGCCUCUAAACUCUGUGCUGUUAUGAUGAUCGAGGAACUGCAACGGCGUCUUGAUGUCGAUCCCAAACUGAAGAACAUCUCAGUACUUGGCGUGGAUCCAGGCACCGUGCCAACUGGUCUUUCGCGUCAUAGUCCUUGGUUCAUUCGCGUUUUAAUGUUUCAAAUUAUCUUCCCUUUUGUAGCAAUUUUGCAAGCGUGGCACAAUCCCAAAGGAAACAAUAGUAUUCGCACAGCUAGCAAGUCGGCUGUUGACGUUCUGGCAGCUGCCUUUGACAGUAAUCCAUUGCUUGGAGAGCGGCCAAAGGGUCUCUAUCUUGACGGUUCGGAACGAAGCGAAACAAGUGCUGAGUCGAAGGAUCCGCAGAAAAGAGACAUGUUGUGGAAGGACAGCGUGAGAUAUACGCAGUUGAGUGGGCACGAAACAAUGCUUGUAAAUUGGGAGUAAACGGAAGAUCUUAUGCUUCGCUCUCUUAGUUAUUUCAAUUUUUGAUGUUUUUAUUUAUUUAUAAUGGAAGUGUGAACA
Molecule: messenger RNA, 1519 nt
Organism: Botrytis cinerea B05.10
Lineage: Eukaryota; Fungi; Ascomycota; Leotiomycetes; Helotiales; Sclerotiniaceae
Exons: 3
Coding region: 398-1441 (347 amino acids)
Source: RefSeq, a predicted model, not a curated record